Diabrotica virgifera virgifera (western corn rootworm) is the source of this 3558-nucleotide messenger RNA. RefSeq names its product lachesin-like. The transcript has 5 exons. NCBI's taxonomy places the organism in Eukaryota, Metazoa, Arthropoda, Insecta, Coleoptera, Chrysomelidae. Bases 1 to 789 code for a protein of 262 amino acids. Gene Ontology annotation, cellular component: neuron projection membrane. Gene Ontology annotation, biological process: synapse organization. The record is from RefSeq and is a predicted model, not a curated record.
AUGUUUAAUUUGGUUUCAGUUCUGGGAGCACAAACUGGCGCUGCAAACACCGGCAACGCCUUGGCGGAAAGCACGACCAGAGGUCCACAUUUUGAUGCAGGAGCAUCCAAAAACGUCACCGCAUUACUUGGAAAGACUGCUUAUCUCAAUUGUCGAGUUAAGAACUUAGCUAAUAGAACAGUGUCGUGGGUGAGGCACCGAGACGUCCACCUCCUCACCGUCGGCAGAUACACGUACACCAGCGACCAGAGGUUUCGGGCCAUCCAUCAACCACACUCUGAGGAUUGGACUCUCCAAAUCAAAUAUCCCCAGCACAGGGAUUCGGGGGUUUACGAAUGCCAAGUGUCGUCGACGCCGCAUCUCUCACAUUUCAUUCAUCUUACUGUCAUAGAACCAGAUACAGAAAUCGUGGGCGGGCCUGAGUUGUUCAUCGAUCGUGGUAGCACUAUUAACCUCACCUGCGUCGUUCGACACAGUCCCGAGCCGCCAGCCUUCAUAUUCUGGAACCACAACGAUGCUAUAAUUAGUUACACGAGUUCUAGAGGUGGCGUUAGCGUCUCAACUGAAAGAGGUGAAACAAGUAGAAGCGUUCUUUUGAUCCAAAAAGCCAAACCAUCGGACUCAGGAAACUAUCAGUGUAACCCUUCCAAUGCCAGGUCGGCUAAUGUGACUGUACAUGUACUAAACGGUGAACACCCGGAAGCGAUGCAACAUGGAGGCAAUCAGAGAAUGGGCCCCUCUUUGGGCGCGUUGGCAUUCAUUUCGUAUGUUUUGUUGGCUUACUGUUAACUUUUAGACUCUCUAGUCGUCUAACGCUAACGACAACGGUGUCUGUCGACAAUGUACGUGUUAAUACUUAACAUUUGAGAUGUAUUACUCCUCUCACGUCACGUGGUGUUCACUAUCAGAGCAUUUCCUGUAGACUACGUCCCUAGAACACAAGCAGUUUGCGAUGUUUUUGUGAUGGUGCGUCUCUGCCCAAGUAGUUGAGCCAGUAAAUUACAUUCAGUAAAGUUACCUCAUACUUUUUCAUGUAAAAAUGAAUGAGACAGAUUCAAAAGCACAUUUUUAAGAUAUUGUGAAGUGAUUAGUUAUCUAAUAAUGAUUUACAACUAUUUUCUAAUUUUACACUAUUUUCUUUAGUUUUUAAUUGAUGUACAAUUAUAACACGAAAUAAAUUCAUACGGAAAGAGGUGCUAGACCAAAUACGUCAGACGCAAAAGAAUGUAAGCGCAUGUAGUCGUUGGGUAGGAUGGGACUUAUCGAUUUCGUUCAACUCGCCAAAUCAACGGACUUAGGAAUACGUUCAGCUCACCAGUUCCGAUAGGUAGGUAGAUAUUCUCCGUUCAACACACCGAGAAUGACCACUAGUGGAUUUCUCUUCGGUCUUUUGUACCGCCAGAGAUGGUAUGAGAACAUGUUUUGUUGAAUAUAUAGACAUAUUCUAGAAUUCUAGACGAUAAGAGUGAUUAUUAACGUCGCAAUACAAAAUAAUUAUAAUUAUUUUCUUUAAUCUUGAGUCUAUUAUUACUAAUAGAGGACUUACUUCUUAUAUUCUUUUGCCAGUGGCAAAGUAAUUUAUUAGUUUUUUUGCCACUGCACAUUCUAUUGACACCGGCAGGACUACUUGGGCCAGCUGUAACUGUUACAAGCAAAUAGAGACUGUACAUUAUAGAUCAAUGGCUCUAGUUUGUGUAUAUUAAAAGUUGACCUAAUCAUUUAUUGAACAUUGCCAAAUUUUGUUAGUUUAAUAUAAAAAAAUGUGAAAUUUUUUAAAUAAAUUAAUCUCCGGUAUUAAAUUAAAAAAAGUUGACAUAGUAAAACAAUAAUUUGGUCUUUAAAAAGAUUUGAAAUGCGUAUUAUACAAUUAAAGAGGUGCUACUAUAGUAUGCGGUCUACCCUGAGGAUGCGGUCUACAUGUGCAUUUAAGUCUAUUAUUAUAGUGGGGGAGGAGAGUAUGCUAAAUUUGCAGUUACGCCAUCUAUCCAUAAUUUAAAAAAAUGUUUCGAAUAAAAGGAAUUUUAUUUUUACGUAAGGAAUCUAAAUCUGCAAUAAAAAAUGAACGCUCCUAUUUAAGAUUUUAAAGUAGGCCCCCACCUCACCUCCGUGGGAGUCGUGUUUGGUGUCAUUCGAUAGAUUUUUUAAAAAUAUUGAACACAUGUAUUUUCCAGUUUUUUGAUCUUAUGUUCAUUUCGCGAAAGUUCGCGGGGUUCGUAAUUAAAAUUUUAAAUUGACAUCCAACCCUUUCCGGGGGGUCGUGUUUGGUAUCAUUCGAUAGAAUUUUCAAAAAUAAUGAACACGUAGUUUUUAGUUUUUUGAUCUGACGUUCAUUUCGUGAAAUAUUUGCUUUUUUUGUGAAGUUUUUCUAAGGAUAGACUUUUUUCGGACCCCCCUAAACGAACCCCCUUGUAUUAAGAGCCAAUAUAUGGUAGAGGUACAUUUACAGGGUACAAGCUUUCUAUAAAUGUUAUAAUCGGACGCGCUCGAGUAACUGCAAAAAUCCCCGCUUGGCCUCCCCUACCAUUAGUGUGCAGUGUACCGAUUGCAAUCUGAAAAUUCCUGAAGGAUUUGUGCAAAAUAAUGAAAUCCAAGAAAAAUCUUGCAGAAAAAAAUAUUUAUUCAUAAGUAAUAAUAAACAUAGGGCCGGCGUAGCUAAGCGGUAGUGUGCUUGGCUCGCUUGCCGGUGGUCCGGAGUUCAAAUCCUACCGCCGGCAAGAACAACUAGACAUUUUUAAAAUGUUUAUAGACCCCAGGUCGACUCAGCCUGAAUAAAAUGAGUACCUUGGGUAAAACCAGGAGUAAUAAUAGGCAGUUAAGGCGUAGCACUGGCCCUGUUACCUUCCUUGUAUACUGUAGGCCCUAGAUAUAUCAGACUACCCUGCUAUAAUCCCAAAGCCACGUGAGCGGUAUAAAACGGGAGAUUAUUAUUAAUAAUAAACAUUUGGAGGAAAAUAAAUGUAAAAUGAAAAAAAUGCACUUCAAAUAUUUACAAAAAAAAUUAUUAUAUAUAACCUAUUUAUUUACAAAACGAUACAGCCUAAUUGUUAUUAUAGUCAUAAUUUAUGCACCUUAAUUUAAGAGAGAAAGGCAGUCAAUGGUUCUAGCUUAAAAAAGUCAUGCAGGCACCCUAAUCAAGAAGAUUAUGGGGUUAUUUAUAUAAUAGUAAAGAAAUAAGUUUAUUAUAAUAAUAUAUUCAUGGAAAUGUCACUUACUAUUUAGCAAUAAACAUUUUGCCUACGAGCGGUUUACUGCCUUUCAUUAUUGUAUGCAAACCCGUCUGAGAAAAGAUGAUGGUGUUGUAUAGCCGCACAGGUAGACCGCAAGCUAUAGAAGGAACGCGGCGGCAAACCGCAUAAUAUAGUGGCACCAUUAAAAAUUUAUUGGCGUUAAAACUGAAGAUUUUUGUGAUUUGUUUAAAUUGUAAGAACUAUUGUAAAUAUUUUGUAUUAAGAAACGCGCUAUCUUUGUGUAAAAUAAUCAUCUUCGAUCUAUGUUACUUAAAAUUGUACUAUGUGUAAUAUAGAUAGUGCGUUAAAAAUAUAUCUUUUGUAUGUAGUA